UGAGUCAGCUUCAUCCUCAGCACCUGGGACAUUACCUUUCAUAUCCACAGGGAAAGCUGCAUCGCUGACACUUGGCUCAUCAGGUUUGUCGAUCAGGGCUUCGAGCCAGAAUCUUUGCGGGUGUUUGAGAGAGGAGAAGGAGGUCAACAUGGGCUCCAGCUCUUCCUCCUAUGCCCCUAAAACCAUUUACCUGGAUGUGGAUGGGAAAGUGCAAAAGGUGGUGUUCAGUCGGCACUGCAGCCCCUGUGACAUCAAGGAGCUUCUGUGUUCCUCAUCUCACAUUCCCAGGAACACUGCCAUCAUGAUGGUGGACCCAGAAGGAGCCUUGGUCUCCAUAGAUCCAACCAUGCCCACCAACUCUCCAAACUUUCUGUACAAAGUUGUUCCUCUGUCUACUGGUCAACUUGGAGAGAAGGAGGACAUGUUUCAGAAUGUGUUGUCCCAGGUGGCUGAUCAGUUCAGCAGAGCCUUUCGCAUCAACGAGUUGAAGACUGAGGUCACAAACAGGCUAGCAAUGCUGGAGAAGAGAGUGGAAUUGGAGGGCUUGAAGGUGGUGGAGAUUGAGAAAUGUAAAAAUGAUCUGAAAAAGCUACGAGAUGAGAUGACUUCAAGAGGUGGUGGCAGAGUAAACUGUCCAUGCAAAUACAACUUUGACGACGGGAAGAAGGUAACUCCUAGACGAGAUGUCCCCAAUUACCCAAAGUACACACUGUCUCAGGAGACUGUCGAGGCACUCAAGAAGCCAACAUUCGAUGUCUGGCACUGGGAACAUAACGAGAUGCUAAGUUGUUUGGAGUAUAUGUACCAUGACUUGGGACUGGUGAAGGAAUUCAACAUGAACCCCAUCACACUCAAACGCUGGCUGUUGGCGAUUCAGGAGAACUACCGUAGCAACCCUUUCCACAACUUUCGCCACUGCUUCUGCGUUAGUCAGAUGAUGUAUGGCAUGAUUCACCUCUGCAACCUACAGGAGAAGCUGACUCUCACAGAUAUGGGCAUUCUAAUGACAGCUGCAGUGUGUCAUGACCUGGACCACCCUGGCUACAACAACACGUACCAAAUCAAUGCCCACACAGAGCUGGCAGUGCGCUACAACGACAUAUCUCCGCUGGAGAACCAUCACUGUGCUGUGGCCUUCCAGAUCCUUUCUCUUCCUGAGUGCAAUAUUUUUGCAAAUGUGGAUCCUGAGGCCUUCAAACAGAUCCGUCAGACAAUUAUCACCCUCAUUCUGGCCACCGACAUGGCCAGACACGGGGAGAUACUAGACUCCUUUAAGCAAAAAGUGGACAACUUUGAUUUCACCAACGAAGAGCAUGUGACAUGUCUGAAGAUGGUUUUAAUCAAGUGCUGUGACAUUUCCAACGAAGUGAGGCCAACUGAGGUAGCUGAGCCAUGGGUGGACUGCCUACUGGAGGAGUACUUCAUGCAGAGUGACAGGGAGAAGUCUGAGGGUCUCCCUGUGGCUCCCUUCAUGGACAGAGAUAAAGUCACCAAACCCACUGCUCAGAUUGGAUUCAUCAAGUUUGUCCUCAUCCCAAUGUUUGAGACUGUCAUGAAGCUUUUCCCUCAGAUUGAGGAGAUCAUGGUUCAACCUUUAAGAGACUCUCGUGACCACUAUGAGGAGCUGAAACAGAUUGAUGAUGCCAUGACAGAGGCACAGAAGAAAAAAACUGAAAAUAUGUCAUUAGGCGGGAAGAAGAAGUAAGCUCUGCAGUGAGUGAGUGCAAUGGUAUCUGUGGGUCUUCUUUUGUAAUUACACUCAGGAAAGACUUUAAAACAUGCGAGUGAUGCCUCGGUGAAGACAUUCGGCUGUGUUGGCGGAUGGAUCAGGAUCAGAAGGGAGAGAAAAGAGACUGCUUGGCUACAUACUGAACUAAAAUUAGGCGUCAAGGUGGAAUCUUGACCUUUGACUUAGACUUUUGCACUGGAUGUAACAGAGAGGGACCUGCUGACCUCUUUCUAUAGUAUGGUGUUUAUGUUGUUCUUUCUACUUACAUUUUUUAUUUCAUUUUAUUUAUUUAUUUUAUUUCAUUUCAAUAGUGAAGGACACAUUUCUUCAAAAACAAAGCUACAGUAUUUUAAGAUUAAUAACCAUUCAUUUAAAAAAUAUAUACAUAUGAUGAUGGCUGCAGAAUAGUAUUUUCCAAAUUUUUUCCACACAAUUGUUACUUUUUUUCCAAAUUGUUUUUAGUAGAAGAAUGAAAUGCACCAAAGCUGAAUGUUUUAACCUCACUUUAGCAAUCCUUUUUUGAUUUUGAUUGAUUGAUCUGGUGCACCUUAUUAAACCAUCAUACAUCUUUAUUAUCUUACCUUCAACACUUUUCAAUCAAAUAAAGCCACAUACAGUAAUGGCACAUGUCCAAGGUGUUACACAAUGUGUCCUAAAAAAGGACUCGCCACUGUGAGUCCUUCUAUAUAAAGGUAAGACAACACACAUUUCCUAACGGAGUGUCUUCAGUGUUUAAAGUCAGUCACUUUAUCUAAUAGAACAGAUUUAAAAACAACAAAUGUUAACCAAGGUUUGUUAGAGGAAAAGUUUACAGUAAAAUACACUUUUUAAAUAAUAAUAAAUAAUUUAAAUAAGCAUGAUAUGAACUUUACAAUGAUCACACAUAGUGACGCAAGUUGUCUUUGAGUUGAAGCAAUGGUAAAGUGAAAAAAUGACCUGCUGACUGAGCACUUCAAAAAGGGAAAAUAUCUGUUAAAAUGCUGUAAUUAUUACACAACUAAUGGACAUAAAUGAACCCCUCAUUUGUGCUUUUUAUAUCUCUCAGGUAACUUGUUACAUAUCACUUUGGAUAAAAUUUAAUUUCCUUCCUGACCUUGGAAAUAGUAGUUUGACAAAAUAAUCUCAACUAACUCUCUCUGGAGCUUUCAGUCGUAUCACACAAUCUUCAUCACCAGAUGGCUUAGUUGUAAUGGGGAUGUAUCUGUUGUAUCAGUUAAUAACUUCAAUUGACUUAUUUCUGUUGUUUCACAUCCUCACUCACUUCCUCUCCCUUUUGACAUAGGACUGGUGCUUUAUACGACCCUACCUGUAACAAUGCAUGAGCUAUACAUACUUUAUUGCCCCAUUUUAGAUUUAAGGGCUAGAAACGUGUUGAAAUAUGACUAGUUAUCCAGUUCUGUACCACCCAAAGGUGCCACUUAUCUCAGCCUGCUCCACGCCUCUCUCUCUCUCUCUCUCUCUCUCUCUCUCUCUCUCUCUCUCUCUCUCUCUCUCUCUCUCUCUCUCUCUCUCUCUCCACAGCUUCCCUUUGAGCCAUAUCAGACCUGGGUGGUUUUCCUCCAGCUACUCCACAGUGUUUUUAUUACUGUGUUUUAUUUGGCAACAUGUUGCCAAUAACUCUAGAGCAAUUAUUUCCUUACCUGUUGGCCUCACCUCACACACACUGAAAACCACCUGCAUAUCUCUGAUGAAAUCAUAUUAAUAACACAACGUAGCACACAAUAUGAAUCACCAAAGACUUUAUUUGUUUGUGCAUGUCAAAAUUAGGUAGGAUAAUUAAUUAAACUUAAAUUUUACCCCUCUAGUCUGUAGCUUAAUUUGAUUAAUAUCACUUUUUAUUCACAUGUUGAUGGUCUAUGUUGAAUUAACAUGACAUGAUGUUUGUGUGCGUACAUCUGCAAUACAUGUAAGUUGACGAUUUAAAAGCAA
Perca fluviatilis (European perch) is the source of this 3658-nucleotide messenger RNA. It is a transcript of the gene pde9al, whose product is annotated as phosphodiesterase 9A like. The transcript has 20 exons. Bases 149 to 1705 code for a protein of 518 amino acids. Gene Ontology annotation, molecular function: 3',5'-cyclic-GMP phosphodiesterase activity. Lineage: Eukaryota; Metazoa; Chordata; Actinopteri; Perciformes; Percidae. The record is from RefSeq and is a predicted model, not a curated record. Gene Ontology annotation, biological process: cGMP catabolic process.